Molecule: messenger RNA, 2915 nt
Organism: Lytechinus pictus (painted urchin)
Lineage: Eukaryota; Metazoa; Echinodermata; Echinoidea; Temnopleuroida; Toxopneustidae
Product: adenosine receptor A2b-like
Exons: 1
Coding region: 272-1483 (403 amino acids)
Biological process (GO): neuropeptide signaling pathway
Cellular component (GO): plasma membrane
Molecular function (GO): neuropeptide receptor activity
Source: RefSeq, a predicted model, not a curated record
AAUGCAGUCAUAGAGGUGGUAAUUAUUCCUUUCUAAUGCCUGACGUACUUCAUUCCAUCCGAUGCUCAUCUGCACUUCACAUAUAUGCCUUCACCAGAUUCUUUGUGUCAGUAAGCAAGAGUGGAUCAGUUUUACCAUGUUCAUGCUGUUCACAAUCAUGGCGAUAACUCAAUCGAUUAAUGGCAGCGGUGAUAGUAAAAAUUAUUACAUGGAGCGUGAAGGGCAUUAAUUAUAUUUCGGAAGUUAAACGAGUAUUAUAUAAACGGAAGAAAUGGCUAUCAACCGCGAGGUUUUCAUAUCAUUCUAUGCCAUCCUGAUAUGCCUUGGCGUGCCAGGUAAUGUCCUGAUAUUAGCUGGAUACUCCAAAAAGAAAGUUAAGAAUGGCACGGAUAUAUUCAUCAUGGGCCUCGCAGCAGUGGAUUUGUUCUCAUCUUUCUUGACUAUUGCCAAGUUUCGACCCUGGGUGAGAAGCAACAGUUUCUGCCAGUUUCAAUUUUUCUUCACGGGGUGGAUCGCCAUGGCCCAGAUGGCGGUGACACUGGCGAUAAGCGUUGACCGCUACUUCGCGGUUUGUCGUCCGAUCCAUCGCCGUCCGCGCGUCAAGACCGCCAUUGCCGUCAUAAUUCUCUGCAUCAUCGGAACCGCGCUUCUUUAUUCCCCAGUGUUAGCUGCCGUGCGCUAUGAACCGACGAUCAAGGACUGUAUCUACCGCCAGGAUUUGCAAUGGUUCUUGAGCUAUGACCGAUAUGUUGUCCAGAGCUACGUGGUUCUAACUCUCAUCCUUGUUACCGCGGUGUAUACCCGCAUUGUCUUUGCGUUACGACGGCAGACAAAGGUGAGAACUGCUCUAACCGCCAGUGAGCCAUCGCAUACGAAAACAGACGUGGAAGCUACCGCGACCAUGCCAUCCAUAACCGGCAAUAACACCGGUCAAGGUACAUCUGGUUCUGGCUUGUCGACAUCGACAGAUCCUAAACAGGCUGGAUCAUCCGAUACCCUCGAGAGAAAUACGUCAGAUGGAGACAAUGGAGGGGAACUCUUGACCAUUUCUAACACCAAAACCAACGUAAGGAAUGAAGGAGUCAUUCCUGCAAAUCAAACUAAGAUUACUGCGGUUCGAUCAUAUCCUCUGGGUGAAAGGGUCUCUGUAGUAAACCCUGGAGCCGCUACCGCAACCGCCACUGCGGUAGAUACAACCGCUUUGGGACGGCAGGGAGAGAAUCGCCUGACGCUGAUGCUUGGUUGGGUGACCGUGUUUUACGUCGUAAGUUGGCUUCCUGCCAUAAUAGGACGUUAUCUCCCUGUUGAAGUUCGUCGUGAUUUCAUGAGUAGGUCCGAUCUUCACCACACGCUCUACGCCAUAUUUUUCCGUUUCUACGAAAUAAAUUCAGCCAUUAAUUUUUUCAUAUAUUGGCCUCUCAACAAGCGAUUUCGACAGAAUUGCAAAGACAUUUUUAUUCAAAUCAAGAAUUAUAACUCUUAAUGUAAAAGUGCAUUGUACUGUAUACGGUCGAUCAGGACUGGAAUUUUCAGACAUUUCCCAUUCAAUUUAAUUUCGAUUAAUGUUUAGCGAUCUGUAUAUCUUUUCAUAUUAUGGAAAUAUCGAAAUAUUUAGGAAAUGUAGAAACAUUUGAUUUUGAGUAAUAGUGAUACAAAUUUAUCUUUGAUGGUCAAAUAAAAGUCCGAUUCAAUUAUAGCAUUGAACUGGAAAGCGCGGACUUUUAAUGGAAUUCGUUGCUUAUAUAUAUUUUUAAUAUAGCUCUCAGUUCAAAUAAUUGUUUAAACCUAUUCAUUAUCCGGUGAGAUUACAUGAGUAAUAUAUAAACUACCAUCAUUCAAGUCAAAGGUAUAUUAAUGUCUCUUAAUGGUUGCAGAUUAUCUUAAAUUAUAAUAGGAAAAUAGUUCUGGUUUAAUAAGUGGUCAUCAUUGCUAUGUUUAUAAGAAUUUUGUUAGUUUGGAAAAAAUAGUGUACUGUUUUAAAAAAAUAUUUUUGAUAGAACAUUGCUGGUGCUGAUCCGAGUUGAAUCGUAGUCCAUUUUAUUCAACUGUUUGUAGAUUAUAUAAAAAGAAUAAUCUAUUCCAUUUUAUCCAUUUGGAAAUGUUCAUGUCAAACACUUUAUUUGUUGAAUUGGAAAGAUUAUUUGUGUUGUUCUGUUUUGACAAGAGAAAUUCAUUAUUUUAACAAAAAUUUCAUCAUGUUCUCCUCUAGCAUGUCUAAUAAAGUAUAUACUUUGAGCAUAUACCAUUAUUCAUUGAACGCACACGAUUUGACAACAUUUUUUUUUACAAAGAAAGCGGUCUCAAAAUCUGUCGGGGUAACCUCUGUGCCAAAAGCUGAAAGGGACGGAUCUUAUUUUAAUACCACUGUUGAUUAGAGUCGACCAGUGAGAUGAGACGCUUCGCUGGUCUGGCAGAUCGGAAGAUGGAAUCAUCUAGUCACGAUUUCGACUCUUCCUCUUUUCGUCAUGGAUUAGAUAAUAGCUAAUAUCAUAUUUUAAUGACAAAGAAAUUGAGCUCCUAGAUGGAUCGACGUGUAUGAUAAUAAUUAUAAAAAACUUAGUGUUUAUAAGGCGAUUAAGAUCGACACACAUUGUCCGUAUCUAAGCGCUUAUAGAUUUAUUACUAUAUCGUUUUUCGUAUUCAAUGAGCUAAGGGGAAAAGUGGCCUUUUAUUAAAGUGUCACUCAUGAUUAUAAUUUAAUCUUGAUCGCUGAUCAAAGUACAUGAUCACGAGACAUGAAUGGCUGAGUAAUGAACAUAGGACACCCCUGUCAUAAGAAGAGGAAAAAGAAGAAGAAGAAGAAGUAGAAGAAGAAGAAGAAGAAGUAGAAGAAGAAGAAGAGGAAGAAGAAGGAGAAGAGGAAGAAGAAGGCGAAUAAUAAUAAUAAUAAGAAGAAGAAAAAUAAGCAGGAGGAG